ACUACCCGAUACUUUCUCACUUAAACCCUGCAGAAACUAAGAACUAAAGUCUUUUCUGAUCAAACCAUCACGUUAGGGUUUUGGAUUCAGUUUAAUGAUCGCAUAUGGCGUUGUUAAGGAGAUUGCAAAGAGUUCGCGCUGUUUAUCAGACGGUUGAGGCACAGGAGUUUUCGCAUCUUACUGGGAGCUCGAGGAGUUACUUCCCUGGUCUUUCUCGUGUUCCUGAACUUUAUAGCCGAAAUUUUUCUUCUUGCUUGUAUAAGAACCAGAAUGCUCUUCCAUGGACACAGAGCAGUACAACGAUGCUUCAUUCUAGGAUGGGUGCUGAGUUGUUGAUUUUCGUGAAUGACAAAAGGUUCUUAGCAGUGCAAGCACAAGCCCAUCCACAAGCGAGACAAAUGAGUGCUCUUAAAGUGUCAAUGUUGAGCCCUGGAUUCAUAUAUGAACCUUAUGCACCUCGUGAAAAAAUCUCAUUUUGGAAGAGGUGGUUCACACGAAGUGGUUGGAAAAGAACAAAAGAGGAUUCCAUUUUGGAGCUUAAAAGUGCUUAUGCAAUUGCUAAAUUGAGGAGAACUGGAUACUCAAAACAAAAGUUCUAUCAAGAGGCUAUAAAUUUAUACAAGGAGAUUAACACUCUACUGGUGAUUGGCGACAAAUCAUCAUUAAGGAAAGCAGUAACCGAGAAUAUGUACUCUGUACUCAAGAAUGAAAUUAAGCAAAGAGAGUCCAUGUGGAGUAAGGUGUACUGGGAAAUGGUUGAACCAGUUGUCAGGAUACGGACUCUGCGGGCUCGUCUGGAAAGUGUCCUUUUCUUUCAUCUUCUUAAAGCUUCAGUCAACAGUAUUGACAUAACUGAAGUUCUCUUACAUUUUACCUAUCUAGCAAUAAUGAAAUCUGGCUAGUUGAAUAAAAGCUGUUCAAAUCCCUGUCUACAAAGUGGCAUUUGGGAGCAGCCAUCCACUUGCUAAAAGUCUUAAACCAGAUCUUAUGCUUGGCUAAAUAAUAACAUUAUAUCUGAGGAUUCCCUAUGUUCAUAAAGUUUCAGCAUUUCACUUUCUUUCCCUUGGCUAACUUCACGUCUUCUUAGGAAUCCAUUAACACCAGAUCCAAGAGUAGGAAAUAUACUAGUGUCUGAACAAUGGAAAAAGGACGUCUACCAUUCACUAACUUUCUGGUCUCUGGUACAUGUGAUCUCUCUUUAUUAUGAGCACUUCUCCCAAUUGCCAUGAAGUCCCCAAUUGUAGAUUAUGAAUUUGGUGAUUUCAUCAUUCAAAGACGUGCCAUACAUCCAGAAUUUUCUUUUGUCGCUAAUAUGAUUCAACAACAAACUAUGGGGACUUUUACCUAAUGAUCGUCUGCUUUGUAAUGCUUGAGAGAUUUUUGGUAAUUAAAAGAGCAUGUUUUAACAUUAUUCAG
Carica papaya (papaya) is the source of this 1416-nucleotide messenger RNA. NCBI's taxonomy places the organism in Eukaryota, Viridiplantae, Streptophyta, Magnoliopsida, Brassicales, Caricaceae. The record is from RefSeq and is a predicted model, not a curated record.